AUGGGAAAUCGCGAACAAACCACCAACCGCUACUCUCUCCGUUCUUCCCGCUCCCGCGCCGUCAACUACGAGAACGGGAACGCCUUCCUCAGACCCCCCCACGCACGCUAUCACAAUCUAACCAUCCAGCCUGAGCACCUUCCACCUCCCUCAUCCCCUGCCAUCAACUCCUCGCACUUGCAACAAGACCGCAGCAAUCCCCCCCACCCAUCGUCCUUCUUCGACACCCCAAAUCCAACAACAACCAACAAGCGCCCCCUCCGUUCCUCCCACGCCGUCGACUACAAGUCCUCGCCCGACUUCCUCCAGCCCCUCCCCCGCACGUCCUUCCUCCACACCCCGGACCCACCAAGCCAACACACCCUCGUCGCCCCCUCCUCCUCCACCCCCAACACCACCACCUCUGCGCCCCUCCUAUACGCAUCGAUCCCCACGCGCAAAAGCCCCAAGCCCGCACAGCACGGCCGAUCCCCGACCCAGCGCGGCCUCGUCUUCUGGCUCGCAGGGUUCCUGGUGUUCAGCAGCAUCGUGCUCGCCGUUGUCCUCCCCGUGUACUUUACCGUCGUCAAGCCGAAUGAAAACAAUGCGAACGGCAGUAGGGGGGGCUCUAUCGCGGGGAAAGGAUCCGCUACGCCGGGGGCUCCGAACGGAGAUGGGACCACCAGCGACCAGCCAUCGCCGACCGGUGAUGCCAUUACGGGAGGAGAUGGAUCAGUCGUAACGCAAGAAGACGGUACCACGUUUAUUUAUAACAACUCGUUCGGAGGGUAUUGGGUGGCUGAUCCGAACGAUCCCUUCAGUGGUGCAGCCCGAUCUAACAGCUGGACCCCGCCGCUCAAUGAGAGUUGGAAAUUCGGACAAGACCAUGUCUAUGGUGUAAACCUUGGCGGAUGGCUCGUCUUGGAACCCUUUAUCACGCCUGCCUUGUAUGAAAAGUACGACGGUGCCAUCGAUGAAUGGACGCUGAGCCAGGCUAUGGCAGCCGAUACGGCCAACGGCGGGCUAAACCAACUAGAGGAGCACUACCGGACCUUCAUCACCGAGAAGGACUUUGCUGAAAUCGCUAGUGCCGGACUGAAUUGGGUCCGGCUGCCCAUUCCUUACUGGGCGAUCGAUACAUGGGAUAGGGAACCGUUCCUCGCAAAGACGGCGUGGAAGCAAGCUUUUCUCUGUUCUUUCCUGUACGCUCUCAAGGCCUUCGAAUGGGCGCGCAAGUACGGUUUGAGGAUCAACCUCGAUCUCCACACUGUCCCUGGCUCACAGAAUGCAUAUAACCACUCUGGCAAAAAGGGCCAAGUCAACUUUUUGCAUGGCGUCAUGGGAUAUGCCAACGCCCAAAGAACUCUGAAUUAUAUCCGGAUCAUCACCGAGUUUAUCAGCCAGCCUCAGUACAGGGACGUCGUCCUGAUGUUCGGAAUCGUCAACGAGCCGCUCCUUUCGUCGAUUGGAAAAACCCAGCUAUCAAGCUUCUAUUACGAAGUGUACAAUAUGAUCCGAAGCAUCACCGGAUUGGGAGCGGGGCACGGGCCGAUGAUCUCGAUACAUGAUGGAUUUGCGGGCGCGGCUGAUUGGGCGGACUUUCUUCCGGGGUCGGAUCGGAUCGCGCUGGAUGUCCAUUCGUAUUUGGCGUUUCGGGGCGGUCCUGCGGCGGCGCCGUUCGUUGUUGGUACUGGGGAUGAUGCUGGGGGUAUGUGGCCUGCUAAGGCAUGCGAGUGGGGAUCGGAUAUGAACGCUAGCCAAACCGCAUUCGGCGUGACCAUGGCCGGCGAGUUCAGCAACGGGUGGAACGACUGUGGAUAUUUGCUCAAUGGCGUUGGGGGCGAAGCCACUUUUGGCGGGAACUGUCACAAGUGGGAGGACGCCUCGACUUGGGACGAGCAGACCAAAGCGGCAGUGGCGAACUUUGCCCUGGCGAGCAUGGACGCGUUGCGGGAUUGGUUCUUCUGGACGUGGAAGAUUGGCGCGUCGCCGGAGCUGGGAGGGGUGGUGGGCGCCCCGCUGUGGUCGUACCAGUUGGGGUUGCAGGGGGGGUGGAUGCCUAGGGACCCGCGGGUCGCUUUGGGGAAAUGCGAGGCUGUGGGGGUCAAGCCUGACCCGACGCCGUUUGGGGGGACGUACGAGGCGUGGAUGACGGGUGGGGAGGGGGCGGGGGCGGGGCGCGUCGCGACCAGUAUGAUGUGGCCGCCGGAGACGAUUCGGGGCGCGGACGUGGCAGUGACGCGCUUGCCGGCGUAUACGUCUGCUGCUAGCGUGGUGGCCCUCCCCCCUCUUCCUCCUCCUCCCGAGACGUUAACGGUGACGAGGAGCGUGGAUGGGGGGAACGGGUGGUACGACGCGCAGGAUACGGGGGCGGGGCCGAUGGAGGUGGAGGGGUGUGUGUAUCCUGAUGCGUGGGGUGCGAGUGGGGUGGGUGUGCCUACUGUUUGUGGGGUUGGGGCUACCAGUAGUGGUAGCAGUAGUAAGAGUGGUAGUGGGGGAGCUACGCGCGUGUUGGGGCAUACGAAGACGCAUACGCAUACGAGUACGAGGACGACAAUGGGGAAUAAGGCGACUGCGACUGCGACUACUAAGGGUUGAGCGCAGUGAUAUUAGAUAUUCUUUCUUUCUUUCUGUUUUUUUUACCUCCCCCCCCUCUCCCCCCCUUGGACAUGGUUGCUCGAAUCCGGGCCCGGACCGUUUUUUUUUUCCUUUUUGCUUUUUCUCUUACUCUUUCUCUUUCUCUUAGUUGUUG
This is a messenger RNA of Guyanagaster necrorhizus, 2731 nucleotides long. RefSeq names its product glycoside hydrolase. Gene Ontology annotation, biological process: glucan catabolic process. The record is from RefSeq and is a predicted model, not a curated record. Gene Ontology annotation, molecular function: beta-glucosidase activity. Lineage: Eukaryota; Fungi; Basidiomycota; Agaricomycetes; Agaricales; Physalacriaceae. The transcript is spliced from 8 exons. Gene Ontology annotation, cellular component: extracellular region; cell surface. Bases 1 to 2577 code for a protein of 858 amino acids.